Messenger RNA from Oncorhynchus kisutch (coho salmon), 8055 nucleotides. RefSeq names its product H(+)/Cl(-) exchange transporter 5. Gene Ontology annotation, molecular function: voltage-gated chloride channel activity. Gene Ontology annotation, cellular component: early endosome; plasma membrane; Golgi apparatus. Lineage: Eukaryota; Metazoa; Chordata; Actinopteri; Salmoniformes; Salmonidae. The record is from RefSeq and is a predicted model, not a curated record. Gene Ontology annotation, biological process: transmembrane transport; chloride transport. The coding region runs from base 301 to 2853 and encodes 850 amino acids. The transcript has 18 exons.
AUCGAUUAUCGCGUUGUGUUUUGUUAUCGUUUGCAUUUUUUACGACCCACCAGUGUUUGUCUUCAGCAUAGGAUAUCAAGAAAUCUAUUGAUUGAGCUAAAUGUUUUGACUUCUCUAUAGCGAUAUAUAGGGCAUUGGGUUGCAAUUGCUAAAUACGUCCCGACAACUACAUUUGUGUAAAGGGGAAGUAGCCUACGAUAUGUCAAACCGUAUUUAACUUCGUUCUCUUGUCUGGUGAACUAGACAUUAGUCAAACCGGGGAGAACGGUUGUAGCGAGAUUAUCAUUGUUUUUCAAGGCAAUGUUUCGAUAUUGGAAGAAUUUAUAUAGAAAAUACACAUCGAAUAACGACCGAGGCGCUAGAAUGGACAACGCUGGGUUUUGCAACGAGACCUAUGAAAGCCUUCACAACCCGGCUAGCGAUGAUGAGUUGGUCGAUAUAGCUGGAGCCACGCUCGAUUUCUCCAGCACGGAGGACGUGCCACCUCUAGACCCCGAAUACGGCUCAGGCUACGGUACUACCGGAUUCUCUAAUGGUAUGACCGGUAACGGGGCUGGUAGUAACGGGAAGCUGAUGGACCUACUAGACGAGCCGGUACCGGGGGUAGGGACCUACGAAGACUUCAAUACCAUCGACUGGGUCAGAGAGAAGAGCAAGGACCGCGACCGCCACAGAGAGAUCACCAGUAAGAGUGAGCAGUCUACCUGGGCCCUGCUCCACAGCAUCAGUGAUGCCUUCUCUGGCUGGCUCCUCAUGCUGCUCAUAGGACUCUUGUCAGGUGCUCUAGCAGGCUGUAUAGACAUCUCAGCUCACUGGUUAACAGACCUGAAGGAGGGUGUGUGUCUGUCUGGCUUCUGGUUCAACCAUGAACACUGCUGCUGGGGCUCUAACCAAACCACCUUUCAAGAGAGGGACAAGUGUCCACAGUGGCAGAGCUGGGCUGAACUGCUGGGUGGUAGCUCAGAGGGGGCAGCAGCGUACAUAGUCAACUACUUGAUGUUCAUGUUGUGCGCUCUACUGUUCUCCUUCCUGGCUGUCAUUCUGGUCCGGGCCUUCGCACCUUACGCCUGUGGAUCAGGAAUACCAGAGAUAAAGACCAUCCUCUCUGGGUUCAUCAUUAGAGGCUACCUGGGGAAAUGGACCCUAAUCAUCAAGACAAUUACCCUGGUCCUGGCUGUCUCUUCUGGUCUCAGUCUUGGCAAGGAAGGACCCCUGGUCCAUGUAGCAUGUUGCUGUGCCAACAUCCUCUGUCAUCUGUUCACAAAGUACCGACAGAACGAAGCAAAACGACGAGAGGUGUUAUCUGCAGCCGCAGCAGUGGGCGUGUCUGUGGCCUUUGGCGCUCCUAUAGGAGGAGUGCUGUUCAGUCUGGAGGAGGUGAGCUACUACUUCCCUCUGAAGACUCUGUGGAGGUCGUUCUUCGCUGCGUUGGUGGCAGCCUUCACUCUGCGCUCCAUCAACCCGUUCGGUAACAGCCGACUGGUCUUGUUCUACGUAGAGUUCCAUACCCCCUGGCACAUGGUGGAGCUGGUCCCGUUCACCCUGCUGGGCAUCUUCGGUGGCCUCUGGGGGGCGCUCUUCAUCAGGGCUAAUAUCGCCUGGUGCAGAAGGCGUAAGACCACUCGUCUGGGCCACUACCCGGUGCUGGAGGUCUUGGUGGUAACUGGAAUCACAGCCCUCCUCUCCUUCCCGAACAGUUACACCAGGAUGAGUGGGUCAGAACUGAUCUCAGAACUGUUUAAUGACUGUUCUCUACUGGAUUCCUCACAGCUGUGUGACUACAACAGCUCUGAGAACAGGUCUGACUCUGGUGUGUUUAGUGCCAGCCUUGCUGAUAGGGCGUUCAGUAACACACUCCCUGAUAGGCCAGCUGGACCAGGUGUGUACACAGCGCUAUGGCAACUGGCUCUGGCACUCUUCUUCAAGAUGCUGGUCACUGUGGUUACCUUCGGCAUGAAGGUCCCUUCCGGUCUCUUCAUCCCCAGUAUGGCUGUAGGGGCGAUAGUAGGCAGACUGCUGGGAGUUGCCAUGGAACAGAUGGCGUUGAACCAUCAUGACUGGCUCAUCGUCAAGGGCUGGUGCUCAUCAGGGGCGGACUGUAUCACACCAGGGCUCUACGCUAUGGUGGGGGCAGCUGCAUGUCUAGGUGGUGUCACCCGUAUGACCAUAUCGCUGGUGGUCAUCAUGUUUGAGCUGACGGGCGGUCUGGAGUACAUUGUUCCUCUGAUGGCUGCGAUCAUGACCUCUAAGUGGGUAGCGGACGCGUUGGGGCGUGAGGGGAUCUACGAAGCCCACAUCAGACUCAACGGUUACCCCUUCCUGGAAACCAAAGAGGAGUAUGGGCACAAGACCCUGGCUCAGGAUGUGAUGCGCCCUAGGCAGUCGGACCCUCUCCUAGUCGUGCUCACUCAGGAGGGUAUGAGUGUAGGGGAGAUAGAAGGGGUGAUAGCAGACACUGACUACAGUGGCUUCCCCGUGGUGGUGUCACAGGAGUCUCAGAGACUAGUGGGCUUCGUACUGAGGAGGGACCUGGUCAUAUCUCUAGACAACGCCCGAAAGCGACAGGAUGGGGUGGUCAGUGCCUCGCUAGUGUUCUUCUUGGAACACGCGCCCCCCCAGCCCUUCUCCGGCCCCCCUGUCGUCAAACUACGAGGUAUCCUGGACCUUAGUCCCUUCACUGUGACAGACCACACCCCCAUGGCGAUAGCUGUGGACAUCUUCAGGAAGCUGGGACUCAGACAGUGUCUGGUUACACACAACGGGAGGUUGCUGGGAAUCAUCACUAAGAAAGACAUUCUGAAGCACAUGGCUCAGAUGUCCAACAGAGACCCAGACUCUAUCCUCUUCAACUGAGACCCAGACUCUAUCCUCUUCAACUGAGACCCAGACUCUAUCCUCUUCAACUGAGACCCAGACUCUAUCCUCUUCAACUGAGACCCAGACUCUAUCCUCUUCAACUGAGACCCAGACUCUAUCCUCUUCAACUGAGACCCAGACUCUAUCCUCUUCAACUGAGACCCAGACUCUAUCCUCUUCAACUGAGACCCAGACUCUAUCCUCUUCAACUGAGACCCAGACUCUAUCCUCUUCAACGGAGACCCAGACUCUGUCCUCUUCAACGGAGACCCAGACUCUGUCCUCUUCAACGGAGACCCAGACUCUGUCCUCUUCAACGGAGACCCAGACUCUGUCCUCUUCAACGGAGACCCAGACUCUGUCCUCGUCAACGGAGACCCAGACUCUGUCCUCGUCAACGGAGCCCUAGACUCUGUCCUCGUCAACGGAGCCCUAGACUCUGUCCUCGUCAACGGAGACCCAGACUCUGUCCUCGUCAACGGAGACCCAGACUCUGUCCUCGUCAACGGAGACCCAGACUCUGUCCUCGUCAACGGAGACCCAGACUCUGUCCUCGUCAACGGAGACCCAGACUCUGUCCUCGUCAACGGAGACCCAGACUCUGUCCUCGUCAACGGAGACCCAGACUCUGUCCUCGUCAACGGAGACCCAGACUCUGUCCUCGUCAACGGAGACCCAGACUCUGUCCUCGUCAACGGAGACCCAGACUCUGUCCUCGUCAACGGAGACCCAGACUCUGUCCUCGUCAACGGAGACCCAGACUCUGUCCUCGUCAACGGAGACCCAGACUCUGUCCUCGUCAACGGAGACCCAGACUCUGUCCUCGUCAACGGAGACCCAGACUCUGUCCUCGUCAACGGAGACCCAGACUCUGUCCUCGUCAACGGAGACCCAGACUCCCUCCCUCUCCACACCUCUGAGACUAGGAAGCGGACCUCUGGCAAAUGAAGACCUUCUUCAACUGAGCUCGUCUCCUCCCUGUUUCCAUCCAUCCACUUCUUUAUGGGAGGAGGACACCAGCCUAUAGGAGGGAUGACACGGUCUUGUUUUCUCAAUAGGUCUCACCUAAAGAAGAGGGCUGGUGGAUACAGUAUUAUGGACACAUUUAUACAAAGAGGAUGGAGAAAUAGGAGAGAACACACUGAGAAGGGAAAUGAUUGGGAGGCAGGAAUCCUAGCGGAUAAGAGUGUUGGGCCAGUAACUGAAAGGUCGCUGGUUUGAAUUCCCGAACCGACUAGGUGAAGAGUCUGUCAACAUGCCCUUGAGCAAGGCACUUACCCUAAUAGCUCCUGUAAGUCACUCUGGAUAAGAGUGUCUGCUAAAUGACUAACAUGUAAUACACCUGCCGAACUAAUAGACAGAACUCUUUCCUGCACUGCAACCAGUACUAUAGCUGUACACAGAGAGAGCGAGAGAGAGAGAGAUGAGAUGGAAGGAUGAGGGUGAGAUGGAGGUAUGAAAAGUGAGAAUUUCAGAAAUGGCUAAUUAUGAUGUAAAACACAAUGUUCCACUGAGCCUUUAGAGAAAAGGACUGUUGAGGAGAGGUGGUGGGGAAGUGCUGACCAAACUGUUACUGAUGCAGUAGUACACUAUGUAGGGAAUUAGGGUUCCAUUUCAGAUCCAUCUGGAUCGCCGUAGGAUCCAUCUGGAUCGCCGUAGGAUCCAUCUGGAUCGCCGUAGGAUCCAUCUGGAUCGCCGUAGGAUCCAUCUGGAUCGCCGUAGGAUCCAUCUGGAUCGCCGUAUUGCUGAGAUAAAGAUAGAACACAAAAGGGAAACAUCGAAGUGUUAGAACUCCUCCUAAAAUAGCCCCCAUUAUCACAUGGGUGUGUUACCAUGACAACCCGGUUGUUCAUCACUUUGAUGUGCGACAGGCGUGGGAAGAGGUUAACAACACACACGGGCUAUUAGAAUAGAAUGCUUUUAGCUACAGGAUAUUAGAGAGAGGGAGACGGAUCCAAAGACGCUUCACAUGGAGAUCAGGUUACAGAGCUGCUCAGAGCCACACAUUCCUCAAACACCGACACAUCAGACGACACGUGUCUGUGUGUGUGUUGGGUUCAGUGGUAGAGUCGGAGCAGGCCCCCUUGAUUCACGUUGAGUCAUAUAGGGGUGGAUUGGCCUCUUUCAAGGUCUUUCUUUAGGCCCCUUUGUGUGUCCUAGGGAAUAUUUUACAGACAUGGGAAUUUGCCAAAAUGGACUCUCACGUUUCUGAGAGUUGUACAUAAACUAUUUUGCCUUUCCAAGUUUGUGAAGUUGUUGGUUUAAAUAGGACUUUGGGACUUUGAGUUUAAUCUCUUCUCUCUUUCUGAUUCUGAAUUUUUUUUUUAGGGAUCGUGAAUCAAACUGUGUGUGUGUGUGUGUGAUGAGCUCAUGGGAAGCGUUGUGUUUAUAAUCAACAAUGGUGAUCCGAUUGUCAUAACCAUCUCCUUAUGUCUGUGUCCCAAAUGACACCCUAUUCUCUAUAUAGUUCACUACUUUUGACCAGGGCUUAUAGUGGAUAGGGCACCGUUUGGGACAUAUCCCAUUCAUAUGGCCCUGGAGGACCAAAUGACCAUCUUUUUAUUGCAUUUUUUUUUCCCUGGUCUUCUCAUUUUUAUAGAAAUGUUGUCAUCCCAUCUGCCUAUCCACCCUCUCCAUUCUCUGUCCUUAGACAACCCCUCCCUCUUCUGUCCCCACCGUCUCUCUCUCUCACAUAUUCCAAAUAUGAUGUCACAAUGCUGCCUGCCUGUCGAGCUGCGUGCGGUUUAGUCUAGAAGGGAUACAGCUUUUGUCAAAAUGGACUUUUUCGCAGCAGGUUAACUAUAACUUACGCAGCAGGUCAGGAAAAUUAGGUUACGGUUAGGCAAAUUUAGGUUACGGUUAGGAGAAUUAGGUUAAGGUUAGCUAAAAUGCUAAAGAAAAUCUACUUUUGAUGUCAAUUUGACAAAAGCUGUAUCCCGUCUAGACAUGACCGCCGCGUGACCUUUCUCUCUUGUCUUGUAACAGGAAGUGCAAUAAGGUGUGGUCUAGUUUGUGCCGGGCCCUGGCCAGUUUCUUUAUUUCUCCAUGCUGUAGGGACCACUUCCUAUGCUACUGCCAGCCUUUGUCUGCUAGUUGGGGUUUAAAAGCACUAUCGCUGAGACUACUUACAAUGAGCACCUCUGGCAGUUCCUAAGAAGCCUAUCAGAAAUGAAAUGAUUUGUCAUUCUGAACGUGGAAUGUUGUAUUGUUACCAUACCCUAUGAGGGAUUCCCAUAUUUGUCCCCCUCCCAGAAUUCUAGAAGAGUCUAAAUUCCCCAUGAAGUCUCGGCAGUGGGCUCAGAGUGCUCUGUGAGAGGCUGUGUGUCUGUGUUUUUCUCUGUCUGGCACCCAAUUGGUCUAUCCAGGCUGUUGUUGAUUAAUGUCUUACACCUCGCCACAGACAGGGGUUUUAGGGGGUGAGGAGGUGUGAAAGCUCAUUAGAAGCACAUUUCCUGACUGCCUCUUAGAGCAACACAGACCUCUGUAGACUGAUAACUAUGGAGGUAAUGCCAACACUGUUGAUAUGACAACGACAGGGGGGGGGGGACAGGUUGGGAGGUUGUGAAAAGAGAGAUUUAAAGGAGGGAAUAGUUCAGUAUUCAGUAUUUUUCUCAGGAGUGUGAACAAAGGAGAGAGGGAAAGUUGAGUCAAACAAGGCCCUGUAGCCUUCACUGUCACCCCAUCAUACCACACUUCAGGACAUAGACACGCAAUUACGCUGUUCAAUGUCUUACAUGUAAUUGAUAUGCCUUGAUUUCAACUCUGUGGCUCAUGUAAAUUGUCACUUGGAAAUCAGAAUUCCUUAACGCUCAGUUGAAGUUGGCUGUUAUACGGAACAAUACCAAGAAUUUACCAAAACACUUGGCAGUAAGUGUAGGAACUUUUUUUGUCUAUAUUCUAGAACUGUCUAAAUACUCUGGGGAUUCUAUUUGACCCCACCCUAGAUGACUACACGGUGAAACCAUGCACAAUAUACUAGAAGACCAUCUGGCUUAAGGACAAUCAACCCUUUUUUCUAAAGGGUGAGUCCAUUCUGUCUGACCUAUUUCUAUGUCUGUUGCUCUGUGUGUAAUAUAGAUGAGUCCAUUCUGUGUGUGUGCGCUCUGUCUAGAUGUGUGUAAUAUAGAUGGUGGUGUUUGUUAUUGACUCUUUUAGAUAGGGUUGGUAUGAAAGGAGAGGUACACACACUCUGGCUCUCUCUCUUUUUCCUAUUCUUGCGGGGACCAAAUAAUUGACUCUCAUUCAAAAUCCUAUUUUCCAUAACCCCUGAGCCUAAAAUAGUAUUUUUCCUCGUGUGGAUAAUAACACCAAACACCACUCUUUAUUUACCCUUCAGAGAGGUUGAUAUGAGAGGUCAGGGGGUUAGAUCCAACAAUUACAUUAAGGAAAACCCUUGAUGUACAAGACUGUGGACCAAAGAGAGCCCCCCCCUGGGUCUCGUCCAUCCCAUCAAUCACUAGGGUCGGGCCCAAAUCCCCAAGACACACAUUUUCCCCAGAAACUCAAAGGUUUCUACAGAAUUUCCUUUCAGAAUGAAGACAAAUACGCAUGGACAUUUAUCAAAGCACUCUGCUAAGAGCUUACAUUACGUACAUGUUAUAUGAGCGAUGAUGACGUAUGUUUUAGCACUGCUAAGAGCUUACAUUACGUACAUGUUAUGAGCGAUGAUGACAUGUAUGUUUUAGCACUGCUAAGAGCUUACAUUACGUACAUGUUAUAUGAGCGAUGAUGACAUGUAUGUUUUAGCACUGCUAAGAGCUUACAUUACGUACAUGUUAUAUGAGCGAUGAUGACAUGUAUGUUUUAGCACUGCUAAGAGCUUACAUUACGUACAUGUUAUAUGAGCGAUGAUGACAUGUAUGUUUUAGCACUGCUAAGAGCUUACAUUACGUACAUGUUAUAUGAGCGAUGAUGACAUGUAUGUUUUAGCUCUGCUAAGAGCUUACAUUACGUACAUGUUAUAUGAGCGAUGAUGACAUGUAUGUUUUAGCUCUGCUAAGAGCUUACACACACUUUUAUAUGAUUAAUGGUCUGUAUAGUUUUUUGUUCACAUGAUGUACCAGUUUGUUUAAAUUAUUGUAUGAUUAUUUAUUUUUGCACAGAAGGAAAUGUAUGUUUCAUUAUGAUUGUAAUGUUAUGGGGUUUGUGAUCUAAAUAUAGUGUCAGCUAAAUUGAUUAAAUCUAAAUUAUGCAUUCAGA